AAGAGUGAGCUUUUAUAAACUUCACGCAGUGUUUGUCAUGUGAAAUCUUCAGCUGUUGAGAAAUAAUUCUGAGUAACCAGAUGGGCUUAUUUUAAAUGGGCAUCUUUUUGUCUCAAAGACGUCUGCAAAUCUCCAUUGAGAACACCCCUGGAUGAGGAUUUCCUCCGAUGCGUUUUUCCCUCCCCCAAGUCUCGCUGAAACCAACAGGACUGGGGUUAUGAAGUCAAUCCUAGAUGGCCUCGCAGAUACAACGUUCCGAACAAUCACAACAGAUCUCCUUUACGUGGGUUCCAACGAUAUCCAGUACGAAGACAUGAAGGGCGACAUGGCAUCCAAGCUGGGGUACUAUCCCCAGAAGUUUCCUCUCUCUUCCUUCAGGGGUGAUCCUUUCCAAGAAAAAAUGACUGCGGGAGAUGAUCCCCUGUUGAGCAUUAUUCCCUCAGAUCAGGUCAACAUCACAGAGUUUUACAACAAGUCCCUCUCCACGUUUAAGGAUAAUGAGGAGAACAUACAGUGUGGGGAGAACUUUAUGGAUAUGGAGUGCUUUAUGAUCCUGAACCCCAGCCAGCAGCUGGCCAUCGCCGUGCUGUCGCUCACCCUGGGCACCUUCACGGUCCUGGAGAACCUCCUCGUCCUGUGCGUCAUCCUCCACUCCCGAAGCCUCCGGUGUAGACCCUCCUACCAUUUCAUCGGCAGCCUGGCUGUGGCCGACCUCCUGGGCAGCGUGAUUUUCGUCUACAGUUUUGUGGAUUUCCAUGUUUUCCACCGGAAGGACAGCCCCAACGUCUUCUUGUUCAAACUGGGUGGAGUUACAGCCUCCUUCACCGCCUCCGUAGGUAGCCUUUUCCUCACGGCAAUAGACCGGUACAUAUCUAUACACAGGCCUCUAGCUUACAAAAGGAUUGUUACCCGACCAAAGGCUGUCGUAGCGUUUUGUGUGAUGUGGACCAUCGCUAUUGUAAUAGCCGUUCUUCCUCUGCUGGGCUGGAACUGCAAAAAGCUCAACUCGGUUUGUUCGGACAUCUUCCCCCUCAUCGACGAGACGUACCUGAUGUUCUGGAUCGGGGUCACCAGCGUCCUCUUGCUGUUCAUUGUCUAUGCCUACAUGUACAUACUGUGGAAGGCUCACAGCCACGCUGUGCGCAUGAUUCAGCGGGGCACCCAGAAAAGCAUAAUCAUUCAGUCUACGGAGGAUGGUAAGGUCCAGAUCACUAGGCCUGACCAAACCCGUAUGGACAUCAGGUUAGCCAAAACCUUGGUCCUUAUCCUAGUCGUUUUAAUCAUAUGCUGGGGCCCUCUCCUCGCCAUCAUGGUGUACGACGUCUUUGGGAAAAUGAACAAGCUCAUCAAGACUGUCUUUGCCUUCUGUAGCAUGCUCUGUUUGCUGAAUUCGACGGUGAACCCCAUCAUCUACGCUCUGAGGAGCAAGGACUUGCGACACGCCUUCCGCAGCAUGUUCCCCACCUGCGAGGGGACGGCGCAGCCCCUGGACAACAGCAUGGAGUCUGACUGCCAGCACAAACACGCCAACAACGCGGGGAACGUGCACAGGGCUGCCGAGAGCUGCAUUAAGAGCACAGUAAAGAUUGCCAAAGUUACCAUGUCUGUCUCCACAGACACGACUGCCGAAGCGUUGUAAGGCAGAGACUUCUCAGCCUUGUGAGAAUUUAAAAAAAAAAAAAUAAAAAAAUAAAAUUAAAAAAUAAAGAGGAGUUAGUUUGAAAAAAAUAAUAUAUAUUACAAAAAAAAAAAAAAAAUCAACAACAGAGAAAACCAAACCCAUGGCUUAACGUGUUUGUACCCUCCUGUAAUAUUUUUUUGGUCUGUCAUUGUAAGCUGAGCAAUGAUUGUGUUAAAGAGCAUUACCAUCAGCCAGUUCUUCAGGUUUUACAAUUAGGGAUUUGAGCUAAAUUUUCAAAAGUUUUUUUUCUCAAAAAGUGUUUACUGAAAUAAUGCUAAGUUUUCCUGAAAGAGCACAGAGAAAAUACCGGGUUAGCAGCGGUUCCUCUUUGGGGGUGUGAAGAAAAAUUGUGAAACCUAAUUGAAAACUAACGCAUCCUAAACCAAUACCAUCCAAUAAGAUAUAAAAAAAAAAAAAGCCUUGUAAUCGUGCUGUUCAUCUCAAUGUGAAAUGUAUUUCAUGUCUCUAAGUAGUAGGAGUUUUUUGAUUUUUUCCAAAAGCGGCAGUGCUGAGUUUUAGAGGUUUUGUAAAACGUGUCGUGUCCCGUGAAUUGUAUGCUGUUUUAUUAUGUGUUCUUGAUAUUUGUCUGAUUAAACAAAGUGAUAAGGUAGACUUUCCGUGGAAAUAACGUGAAACGUGAUAAUGUAAACCCCAUUGAAAACACCUCCUGUAUUUGAAGAAUUCCUAUGAGCUAUUUUGGAAAUUUUACACUUUUCGUGGUCUUCUGUGGACUUAGGGGCGAGGCUUUGCGUUCUUCUCCUAAAAUUAUUUCCCCCACUGCCUUUUACUUUCACAUGCGUAUGAGAGUAACAGCAACAGAGGAGUAGAGGAGGAGUGUAAGAGAGGAAUGCACUGGUUCAGACUUUUAAAUACCACUGCGUUUAUACAGAAGGACGUUUUACGGUGGCACAGACUUAUCGCCCUGCCCUCGGGCGUUGCGCGAACACGAGCACGGAAAAAAAGAGAAGGUCCUGGAUACUGGCUCCUUUAACGGGCAACUGGUUUUAAGCCACGUGCUGGUGCUGGACCACUUGAAGACAGCAUGUGUCAGACUCGGUGUGCAAUGUUAUCACUGUGCAGUCGAUGUAUUUACUUGAAGUGUGUCGCAUUUCCCCGGCUCCCGGGUCUCCCGAGCAGAUUUCAGAGCCUGGGAUGCCAAACUCCCGUCUUCACUAAAAGAGGAGGAAAUAUUGUCAGACUUUUUUCUUACCGUGUGAGCGUGUAUAUAAAUAAAUAUCUCCCCCCUGUGUGUGUGCGUGUGCGUGCGUGUGCGUGUGUGUAAGUAUACUAAUCAGUGUGAGUCAUGGUAGCAUAACUUAAGAUAGGACACUAUGACCAAAUGUAAACUGUAUUUCUCGUUGCACGCUUUGCACACGAAUUCUGUUUCUAAAAUUGAGUUCUUCCAACUGGUUACUGACGAAAGUACCGCAUUGAGGACAUCCCGGUCCACUCCGAGAGGUGUCUCCUUGUGCUAGAGAAAGGAACCUUGUGGUUGUACUUGAGAAUAAGGGGAAAGAGGAGGCAGAGCGUGGCAUGAGCCCGUGCUCAAAACUGCCGUGGCUCUCGGUGGUGUUCCGGGGAACUGAGAAAGCCAGAAAUAAAUGGUAGCUUGUCUGAAGGCCGUCAGCAUGCAAAUCUGAUGGCUUGAAAUGAGGUGAGUCUCGCUGUGAAACCAGGAUGCAGGUGACAAGGUGGGACUCUUACCAGCUUUGAGGAAGAAGCUAUUGAAGGCAAAUGGCACCUCUCUUCCCUGGUGGGGCUGUUUCUGCAGCCUGGGCCUUCCACCAAGAGCAUGUUACCAGAUAGUCUGUCAGCCUUGGGUCUUCUGUAAUUCCAUUCUGAAUCAGAAGGUACGGGGGUCCUCUUCUCUGCUGCCUUGCUUUUUUGGACCGUUUCCUCACCCUUCUUCUGGCUGGUUUCUCCCAAAAUGGCUGCAAAGGCGGCUUAGCCCGGUAGCUGCCUGAUGCUCGCCGCAGUACGGGUGACUCCCUCCGUGGCCCUGAGCGAGAGGACCCAGCUCCAUGGUGUCGUGCCACCCAUCCUCGGGGUAACGUAGGGAGAGCAAGGGGUCUCCAGCCACCCUGGUGUCCCCAUGGCAUUUCUGGUAACCAGCACAGUGUUCCUCUGCGGGAGCAUCAGUGGCUCCAAGUCCAGGGGUGAGGGACGGCACGUUUUGAAGGUCACAUCAGGUGAGGUGCUGAGCAGCAGCUGGAAGACACAGGGGUACUUUCCUCCUCUACCCAUCCUCCCCCACAGCUUACCUGGGUGGUAGGACAGGCCACUGUGCCCUCCAUGGGGCCACAGCAGGCGGCCAAAACUGAGGGAUUGCAGAGGAUUCCUGUGGGACGUGCAAGUCCUUCUGAAAGACCUUCCUCGUAGCUAGUCCGUCCUAAAGCAGUCCUCUUGGGGGAAGGAAGGGGAGGAGCCCAUUUGAAAUGUCAAGGUAUUUUAAGAGCCAUUUUUGAAACUGUCUUCUUGUGAAUUAAAUGCAAACUUCGUGGACUUUUUCAUUGUGCAUUCAAGUUCAAAAUUUUACAUGAUAAAUCAUGGGACAAUGGGGCUGUCUUGGCACUUAACUUGGUGCUUACUGAUAUAAUAAGAAAUAGCAUCCUGUGAAACGUUACCGUCUAUCAUCAGUAUCUUCAUUUGCAUAAUGAGUUUUUCUAAAGCUCUGGGAACUGUGUCGGUUCACUUAGAACCAUUUAUUAAAGAGGUGGAAACAAUUUCCCUGCCCAUCGCGCACUAAGUAGAACUACUCUUUCAUUAGAAAAAAACAUCUGCUGCCGUUCCGAGAUAAGCUGUACUUCAACUUCAGCUCUAGGUAUUCCUAAUUUGCCUACCUUCACUUAGUGAUAGCACAGCCAAACGAUACUGUGUUCCACGGCCACCCACACCAUCAUCAUCAUCAUCAUCAUCAUCAACCAACCACCCAACGAUGGUUGCAGUUAACGUAUACGUACCAACUCCACGUGUCGCGUACCUACCGAGAAGGCCAUCUGUGUCACGUGUGUGCAGAGUUAAGAUUCUCAACAGUCUAAUUGUAUAUUUGUAUAAUACAAUCUCCUCGAUGCUGUGCAAUCACUAUCCACAUCUUCUUGCACUGGCCUUUCGAUGACAACUUUAGUGUGUCUAUUGUGAGAUAGACAGUGCAUCUUACCUGCUGUUAUUGGGCUGAAUGUAUGUAAAUAAGUGAAAAAUUAAAAAAAAAAAAAAGUCAUCUGUACAAGCAGUGGCCUAAAAAGUCUGUAAUUGUAGACUAGGACAAUUGUUGAAGUUGCUGUGACAUCUCAAAUACUACCUUUGAAUAAACUGUUUACAGGGUCUCUUGGGAUGCUGUUUCAUAGUGAAAGGAAAAUCUUUCCUUGUGAUAAUAUGAGGUAAAGAAAUUGGAUUACCUGAGGUUUUUAUUUCCAAGUGUUUCAAAGUGGAGAACAUAACUCUUUAUUGUCUGUAAAUCUAACAUUAUUACUUCCUCUUAGAAGAAUAUUGUAUCAUUAGAUGUUUGUUUGAGCUGGUAACAUCCUUGCAACUGCUGCAAUAUUUUUCAUUAGCAACCUGUAUAAUAGUUUGUACACAAGUACUGUUCCGAUUGUCAUGAAAAGUAGCUUUGACCAUUUACCUACCAGUAGCAGAAUAGUAUUUCUGUAAGAUUUCCAGUGUAUUCCUACCAUAUCAUAUUUUAUUUCUAUAAUGUAAUUAAACUGUUAUUUAUUCAAGGAGAAAAAGUAUUCCUCUACUUUUUUGUUUUCCAAAUUUUGAGAUAACUGAGGAAGCCACGUGAUGAUGCUGCCUCAUCCCACAAUCUGGUACUCUACGUUUUGUUUAUAAGUUUGUCUGUCAGAUUCUAAAACAACUGCUUAAACAACUUGACAACAGGUUGUCAAGCUUUGUGGGUUUUAAUUGUACGUUGAUAUGUUUGAAGGAGGAGGUAGAUUAUAUAUUUUGUAUUUGUGUAUUCAGUACUAUGGAGACAAGAGAGAAAUGACAUAGUUAAAACCGAAUCUCCUGUUUCAUUAUGUAGGCAAUUUCCCCUUUCCUCUGUAUUAGCCAAAAUGCAAUAAAUCUCUUUUUCCUUCCUCAGAUGCA
This is a messenger RNA of Calidris pugnax (ruff), 5767 nucleotides long. It is a transcript of the gene CNR1, whose product is annotated as cannabinoid receptor 1 (brain). Gene Ontology annotation, biological process: G protein-coupled receptor signaling pathway. Gene Ontology annotation, cellular component: membrane. The coding region runs from base 152 to 1639 and encodes 495 amino acids. Gene Ontology annotation, molecular function: cannabinoid receptor activity. The transcript is spliced from 2 exons. Lineage: Eukaryota; Metazoa; Chordata; Aves; Charadriiformes; Scolopacidae. The record is from RefSeq and is a predicted model, not a curated record.